GCCGGUUCCGGGCUGGCGGGAGAGACGCGAGCGCUACGGUGCUGCCGGGCAUGAGGAUGCCGGUGGGUGCAGCCGCGGGGGAAGAAGGGGCCGCGCAGAGCCCCGGCCCCGCCGCCGUCUCCCUGGGCUUGAGCGUGGCCGUGGUCUCCAGCCUGGUGAACGGUUCCACCUUCGUGCUGCAGAAGAAAGGCAUCGUGCGGGCGAGAGGACGAGGUACUUCAUAUUUAACAGAUAUAGUAUGGUGGUCUGGUACUAUUGCAAUGGCACUUGGUCAAAUUGGGAAUUUCUUGGCCUACACUGCAGUUCCAACUGUGUUAGUGACUCCUCUAGGAGCUCUUGGCGUUCCAUUUGGGUCCAUUUUAGCUUCUUACUUACUGAAAGAAAAACUCAACAUUCUCGGCAAGUUGGGAUGUCUGCUGAGCUGUGCUGGGUCUGUUGUUCUCAUAAUCCAUUCCCCAAAAUCUGAGAGUGUAACGACUCAGGCUGAGCUUGAAGAGAAGCUUACAAAUCCAGUGUUUGUGGGCUACCUCUGCAUAGUACUUCUCAUGCUUCUUCUGCUUAUCUUCUGGAUAGCGCCAGCUCAUGGACCCACUAAUAUUAUGGUUUACAUCAGUAUUUGCUCACUGUUGGGCAGUUUCACUGUGCCCAGCACAAAAGGCAUUGGGCUGGCUGCUCAAGAUAUCUUUCACAAUAAUCCAUCAAGUCAAAGAGCCUUGUACCUCUGUUUGGUUCUUCUGGCAGUGUUAGGAUGUAGCAUCAUCAUUCAGUUCAAGUAUAUCAAUAAGGCACUGGAAUGUUUUGACUCAUCUGUGUUUGGUGCCAUCUACUACGUCGUGUUCACCACUUUAGUCCUGCUGGCCUCAGCCAUCCUUUUUAGGGAGUGGAGUAAUGUGGGAGUGGUAGAUUUCUUGGGGAUGGCUUGUGGAUUUAUCACUGUAUCUAUUGGAAUUGUUCUUAUACAAGUCUUCAAGGAGUUCAACUUCAAUAUUGGGGAUUUGAAUAAACCUAAUGUGAAGACAGAUUAAAAUCAUAUUUGAGGGGAACUGGAUGGCUCAGGGAAUGAUACAGAGCCUUCCAUUUCUAGGUCACUGAUUCCAACAUGAUUGAGAUUGGCAGACGUUACCCUCUGAGAGAGUGGUAGCUUGUGUGAAAUGAAUUGGUGGCCUACAUCCAGUUUUAAUGGACAGUUAUCCACGUACCCAAAAUCACCAUAAUAAGUUGACAUUAAUUGGUAUAAUUGCUGACUGUCUCAGCAGGAAGGCUAAGGAAUGAAUCAGCAUAGAGACUGAUGUAUCUCCUUGCCCCUAAAAAGCUGAUCGAUCCAGAAAAGGUUUGAUGACAUUCUGGCAGGCCAGUGUAGUAAAUCUUUACAUUAGACUGCCUGUGAUGUACUCGUUCUGUGG
Molecule: messenger RNA, 1403 nt
Organism: Emys orbicularis (European pond turtle)
Lineage: Eukaryota; Metazoa; Chordata; Testudines; Emydidae
Gene: NIPA1
Product: NIPA magnesium transporter 1
Exons: 5
Coding region: 51-1025 (324 amino acids)
Biological process (GO): magnesium ion transport
Cellular component (GO): membrane
Molecular function (GO): magnesium ion transmembrane transporter activity
Source: RefSeq, a predicted model, not a curated record